Molecule: messenger RNA, 1812 nt
Organism: Ochotona curzoniae (black-lipped pika)
Lineage: Eukaryota; Metazoa; Chordata; Mammalia; Lagomorpha; Ochotonidae
Gene: GASK1A
Product: golgi associated kinase 1A
Exons: 5
Coding region: 1-1812 (603 amino acids)
Cellular component (GO): Golgi apparatus
Source: RefSeq, a predicted model, not a curated record
AUGGCUGGCUGCAAUCACUCACUUGCUGUCUUGAGGCGGCACCCUGGGCUGUACCCUCUCUAUUCCCUAGCACCUUGGCCCUGGAGGAGGCUGCGUGGCAAGAGGCGGUCGGUGUUGGCAUUCUGCCUCUUGAUGACCCUGUCUGCGGUGGCUGUCACCCGCUUCCCCCCACUGCAUCCAGCUGCCGGCCCAGACCCUGGCUCCACAGAACCCCAAGACAUAGCCAGCAGCCCCAUCCACCCUCUGUGGCAGGCUCCGAGCUCCAGCCAGAGGCAGCGGGCGAGACCUCCGGGACUCUGGAGAGGACGGGUUUUGUCCAGGAAAUCCAGCUCAGUGUGUGCGGAGGAGCAAGAGCACAGAGCACGGCGAGCAGACAGAGAUGGGCAGCCUCCUGGAGGCGACAGCAGACGUGCAGGCAGGCUCAAGAGGGAUGUUGGCUCGGCAGAUAUGAGACUCACUGCCCCACGUCUCGUGCCCCCGAGGGAGGAUGAGGUCAGUGAUCCUGGAGCCCAGGACCCAGGUCACCCCCAGGACAGAGACCACAUCUGGGAUGGACCAGGAGGAGCCAGCAUCCAGGUGGGCCCACUGACUACAGACGGCACUGUGGCAGCUGCUUUUCAGGCCUGGGAAGCUAAUGCUGGACUGACCGUCCAACCCCAGGCAGCACAAGGCAAGAAACCCCCAGGAGCUAAGGACAGACUCUCUACUGGUGGGCAACAGACAGCAGCAGGUCCUGCCCCAGCCUCAGGGGCUCAGGAGUGGCCCGGCUCCACUGGGGAGUGGCAAGCGACUGUGUGGUGUGACGCCAAGCCAUCGGGGAUGCCAACCGGCUCCGUGAGCAGUGGGCAGGUGCCUCCGUGGCUCACAGAAAGUGAUAUGCAGAUCCUUCGCUUAUUGGCCCAGGGGCAGGUGGUGGGCAAAGCCAGGGUCCCCGGCCACGGGCAGGUGCUGCAGGUCGGCUUCUCCAUGGAGGAUGCCCUGCCGGGGGACCCGGCCCCUCCCAGGCUUGGCCAUCUCUGCUCCCAGGGAUUCUGUGGCCUGAUCAAGAGGCCCGGGGACCUGCCCGAGGUCUUGAGCUUCCACCUGGACCGUGUACUGGGUCUGUGCCGGAGCCUGCCUGCUCUGGCCCGCCGCUUCCACAGCCCCCUGCUGCCCUACCGCUACACUGACGGAGGUGCCAGACCAGUCAUCUGGUGGGCCCCUGACAUUCAGCACCUGGGGGACCCGGAUGAGGACCAGAACUCACUGGCUUUGGGUUGGCUGCAGUACCAGACCCUGCUUGCACAUGGCUGUGGCAGGCCAGGCCAGGCCCCUUGCCUGGGCAUCCACCAUAAUGAGUGGGCACGCUUGGCACUCUUCGACUUCCUGCUGCAGGUGCACGACCGCCUGGAUCGCUACUGCUGCGGCUUCGAGCCUGAGCCCUCAGACCCCUGUGUGCAAGAGCGGCUCCGAGAGAAAUGCCGGAAUCCGGCCGAGCUGCGGCUCGUCCACGUCCUGGUCCGGCGCAGCAACCCAUCUCGUCUGGUCUACAUUGAUAAUGCUGCCAACCUGCAGCACCCCGAGGGCAAGCUGAACUUCCGGCUGCUGGAGGGCAUCAACGGGUUCCCCGAGUCUGCCGUGAAGGUUCUGGCAUCAGGCUGUCUCUCAAGUCUACUGCUCAGGUCACUGCAGGUGGAUCCAGUGUUCUGGGAGAGCCACGGCAGGGGCCCCGGGCUGAAGAAGGUCCUGCAGACGCUGGAGCGCCGAGGGCAGGCCCUGUUGGCACACAUCCAGAAGCACAACCUCACACUCUUCAGGGACAGGGACCUAUGA